Molecule: messenger RNA, 1174 nt
Organism: Cicer arietinum (chickpea)
Lineage: Eukaryota; Viridiplantae; Streptophyta; Magnoliopsida; Fabales; Fabaceae
Product: expansin-A8
Biological process (GO): plant-type cell wall organization
Cellular component (GO): extracellular region
Source: RefSeq, a predicted model, not a curated record
UAACCUUAGCUAUGCAUUAAGCACCACCAACUACUAAAGCUACCUUUCCUAUCUUAAAUCCUUUACUACCCCAUAUUUCUCUAAGCACAAUGGCAAUUGCAACAACCUCUAUUACUUUCUUUCUUCUUACCCUUUUCCUUAAAGGCACUUUUGGUGACUAUGGAGGAGGUUGGCAAGGUGGUCAUGCCACAUUUUAUGGUGGAGGUGAUGCAUCAGGCACAAUGGGAGGGGCUUGUGGUUAUGGCAAUUUGUACAGCCAAGGCUAUGGAACCAACACUGCUGCACUCAGCACUGCACUUUUUAACAACGGUUUGAGCUGUGGAUCUUGCUACGAGAUGAGAUGUGACAGUGACCCAAAAUGGUGUCUCCCCGGUAGCAUAUUGGUCACUGCUACUAACUUCUGUCCACCUAACUUUGCACAGUCUAAUACCAAUGGUGGUUGGUGUAACCCUCCCCUUCAACACUUUGAUCUUGCUGAACCUGCUUUCUUACAAAUUGCUCAAUAUAAAGCUGGAAUUGUUCCUAUUUCCUUCAGAAGAGUCCCAUGUGUGAAGAAAGGAGGAAUAAGAUUCACAAUCAAUGGACACUCAUACUUUAACUUAGUUUUGGUGACAAAUGUUGGUGGAGCUGGAGAUGUACAUUCAGUGUCCAUCAAAGGGUCAAGAACUGGAUGGCAAACUAUGUCAAGGAACUGGGGCCAAAAUUGGCAGAGCAAUAACUACCUGAAUGGCCAAAGCCUCUCUUUUCAAGUCACUACAAGUGAUGGAAGGACUAUCACUAGCAACAACAUUGUUCCUACAAAUUGGCAAUUUGGACAAACAUUUUCUGGGGGACAAUUUUAGAUACAUUAAAAAAAAAUGUGUGUGUGAUAUAUUGCAUUACAUUGCAUUGUUCCGUUGUUUUAGUUGGAAAGUGUGAGGAAAGGAAAGGUAGAUUAGGAGGAGUUAAGGCCAAAAUUGGUCUCUAAUGCUGUGGUGGCAAUAUGGCACCCGCUAGGCCUAGUAUAGUAUAUGAUAUGAUAUAUAGUUGCUUUUUGUUUCAUCAAGUAAAGUAUAGGUUAUGGUGAUGAUUAUCUCAAGUCUCAACAGCCUAUUGUAUAUUUGAUCUCAGCAAUGGUGCAAACCAAUUUGGGAUUGUUUAUUAUAUCAAUUUAAUGAUGUUUUUUUUUUUUUAA